CGCAGUGUUCCCUGAGCCGCAGUGUAAUGCUGAACCCCGAAGUGGAGUCUCGAUUAUAAUGAAUUUGUAAAAAUGUGAGAGUCCAUCGAAAAUUGUAAAAAAAAAAAGUAUAUAUAAUGGGCCCAGUCUGUAUGAGAUUUGGGGAUAUAUCAGUUUGUGCCUUAAAGCCGAAAUAAAGAACAUACAUAUGACUUCAAACCAUAGCACAGCACAGUUCCAGUGACUCCAUUCGUCCGUGGCCUUCAGCUGCAAUGGUUUACGUCAAAGUGAUGUGGACAGUGGUAGUCUGUGUGAUGAUCGCCCUGGUCAUUGCUAGCCAGUUUUUGCCCAACAAGGGCUUGUACUGGGUGCAAGAGGAAGAACAAACAUGUGCCCAUAAUUCCGUUAACCUCUCGGUUUAUGCAGAAGGGAACGAAAAGGAGAUGAAGAGAUGCGACAUUCCUUCUCCCAAAUUAGUGGGUCGAACGAGCGUACGAGAAGGCUUAUCAGAGGCGGAGGUCGAGGCCAACGUGACCAACGUGCUCCCAGGAGGCUCGUGGUGGCCACAAGACUGCGAGUCGACGUGGAGACUCGCCGUCAUCGUCCCCUACAGGAAUAGGGAGGUCAUGGUCGGCCCUUUCCUCAACCACAUGCAUCCGUUUCUGCAACGCCAGCUGCUCAACUACACCAUUUUCAUCGUGGAACAGUCUCCAGGCAACAAGGAGUUCAACCGAGCGAAACUACUAAAUAUCGGAUACGUCCUUGCACAACGAUCCGGUCCUUACGACUGCUACGCUUUUCACGACAUCGACUGCGUACCUGAAGACGAUCGAAACCUGUAUAAUUGCGCCGAUCAGCCACGACACCUAGGGGUUGGGAUGGAAAAAUUCAAAUACAAGUAAGGAGACUAAUAGUAUAAUGGUAUGAUAACACGCAAUGCGUGUGUAAUUCAGUAAUGUGGUAAGGAGCGGACUUCAAAUGUUUGGUAACGAAAAGCUCCAGAUCUUGAACAGAGACUAAAAAGAAAG
Molecule: messenger RNA, 1007 nt
Organism: Penaeus monodon (black tiger shrimp)
Lineage: Eukaryota; Metazoa; Arthropoda; Malacostraca; Decapoda; Penaeidae
Product: beta-1,4-galactosyltransferase 4-like
Exons: 6
Coding region: 252-881 (209 amino acids)
Biological process (GO): glycosphingolipid biosynthetic process; carbohydrate metabolic process
Molecular function (GO): N-acetyl-beta-glucosaminyl-derivative 4-beta-N-acetylgalactosaminyltransferase activity
Source: RefSeq, a predicted model, not a curated record